GGGAAUGAUAAACCUAACGAGGGAAAAUAUAAUUUUUCAUUGUGCAAUAGGGUGAAUGAAAAGUGGAAUUAGAGGGAAUGAAAACCGAAGGAGGGAAAUGAAUAUCAACAACCGACUGGGGUGUGCUUCUGAAGAAUUAUCAACGAGGGAUUAAGCCCAUCGCAAUUCCGUCGGAGAUUCCUUGGGUGUUGUGUACUUGGAGUAGCAACAGUAUUUAUGUUUAUUGUAUGGAGAGUUUCAAAUUUGUCGUGGUUUGUAUCAACCAAGAAGUUAAGGAAGCACUUAAGAGAUCAAGGACUCAACGAUAGUUCUAACAAAUGCAUGUCACGAGAGGGAAAAGAGAUGGCGCAGACGAAAACCGAAGCCAAAUCAAAACAAUUUAGUCUAACUCGAGAUAUGGCUCCUCGUGUCUCUCCUUUCUUUUAUAGAUCAAUUAAUACUCAUGAGUUUCAGGUUGGAGAUAAAGUUAUGUUAAAGGCGUCUUCAUGGAAGGGGAUUGUUCGAUUUGAAAAGGAUGGGAAGUUCAGUCCGCAUUUCCUAGGACCAUUUACAGUGCUCGAACGUGUAGGAUCACAAGCCUACAAAUUGGACCUUCCACAUGAGAUGCAUGAGAUUCAUGACACAAUCAAUGUGGGUUAUCUGUACCCAUGUAAGCUAGAGCAACAAAAUGUAAAUUCAUUGUCUGAUGUUCAGAUAGGCAAGAAGACUAUGUGCAUAGGGGAACCUAAAGCUAAUCUUGAUACAUUGAUUAAAAGGCUUCGAAGUAAGCAAAAUUUGCAUAAUGUAAUUCCAUUGUCUAAUGCACAAAUAGAUAACAAGAAGAGGUACGUAGAAGAGCCUGUAGAAGAACCUGAAGCUAUACUUGACACAAAACUUAUGAGUCUUCGAAAUAAGCAAAUUUUACUAGUCAAGGUUCAGUGGAGGCAUCGUCAUGGAGUCCAUGUUACUUGGGAACCUAAAGAGGAGAUCCAAAAGAGAUACCCUAAGUUGUUUGUAUAGCUGAUUUCAAGGAUGAAUUUUUUUUGUAAGAAGGUGAAUUAAAGUUUAUAUUUUGUACAAAUAUUAACUUUUUUCUGUUUUUAGAUAUUAAAUUUAGACAAGUAAUAAAGUGAUAAUUAUGUAAUACGAUGAUAUUUUCUAUUUGGAUAAAAGAAUGAUUUGGAAUUG
This is a messenger RNA of Lactuca sativa (garden lettuce), 1167 nucleotides long. The record is from RefSeq and is a predicted model, not a curated record. NCBI's taxonomy places the organism in Eukaryota, Viridiplantae, Streptophyta, Magnoliopsida, Asterales, Asteraceae.